UUGGAGCGUCGGGCUCGCCAGGAUGGGGAGGAGGAGGUGGAGUUUCCUAGAGGGAACUUGACCCGUUAGCAGCCGCUGCCAUGGCUGCGCGCUUGCCGCCCUCACAGCUCCCUCCGCCCCCUGCGCGACAGUUGGGGCCCUGGUCCCCACAUGUUGGGCGGGGAGCACACGCAGUGCGCAGCGAGACUUUGGGUCUUGAGGCUGCAGCGGGGCUGGGCGUCGUGGACAAAAGUGGUAUAUCCUGGCAGGGCGAAGAAGGGUCAGAGGGCCAGCGAGGGCCAGGGGCCACAGCUCCAGCUCAGGCUCCCCUCCUCAGCGCGCCCAUGGGGUCCAUGCGGCUAGAGGGCAUCUCGGUAGAGGAGGCGAUGGUGACCCGGACGCAGCUGCUGGAGGAAGAGCUGAGCAGCCUAAAGGAGGAGCUGGCCCUGUGUCAGGCUGAUAAAGAAUUCGUGUGGUCUCUGUGGAAACGUCUCCAGGCGACAAACCCAGAUCUCACACAAGCAGUCAGUUUGGUUGUGGAAAGAGAGAAACAGAAAUCUGAAACUAAAGACAGAAAAGUUUUAGAAAUUCUGCAAGUCAAAGAUGCAAAAAUACAAGAAUUGGAACAGAGAGAAUCAGGACUAAAACAGGAAGUAAAUGACCUUGUAAAACGGAAGAUUGCAGUAGAUGAAGAAAAUGCUUUCUUAAGGAAAGAAUUCAGUGACUUACAGAAGAAAUUUAAAGAUAAAAGUCAAGAAGUUAAGGACAGUAAGGAGUGUGUACAGAAUAAGGAUGAACAAAACAGACUGGUUAUAAAAAAUCUGAAGGAGGAAAAUGAGAAAUUAAGUACCCACUGCGCUGACCUGGUAAAUGACCUGGAGAAACUGAGGAAGCAGGAAGCACAUUGGCGAAAAGAAAAAUGUAGCAUCGAUGCAAAAAUAAAGGCCUUUGAAGACAAUUUAAUCGAAGCAAGGAAAGAAAUUGAAGUAUCACAGAGUAAAUAUAAUGCUCUAUCAUUACAGUUGAAUAAUAAACAGACCGAACUUAUCCAGAAGGAUAUGGAUAUUACCCUGGUCAGGAAGGAGUUGCAGGAGCUGCAGAAUCUUUACAAACAAAACAGUGCACACACAGCACAGCAAGCAGAACUGAUCCAACAGCUUCAGGUUCUGAAUAUGGACACACAGAAAGUACUGAGGAACCAGGAAGAUGUUCACACAGCUGAAAGUAUAUCGUAUCAAAAACUUUACAAUGAGUUACACAUUUGUUUUGAAACCACAAAGGCAAGUGAAGCUAAGCUCCGACAAAGUGUUGUUCAACUUCAGGAUCAGCUGUUUCAAAAAGAGCAAGAAAAUGUUAAAUUAAAAGAAAAGCUUCAGGAAUCAAAAGGAGCGCUCUGUCCUUUGCCUCAAGAAUGUGAUUCAGACCACUCGGAACAGGUUUCUCAACAGCCAUCUUUAUCGAGCUUAGAAACCUUAAUGGUCUCACAGAAGUCUGAAAUUGAGUAUUUACAAGAAAAAUUGAAAAUAGCAAAUGAAAAACUGUCAGAGAACAGAUCUACCAACAGGGGUUCCUCAGAGAAGAGCAUCUUGACAAGUGCUGAAGGGAAACAUAAGGAACCACCUGUGAAACGUUCAAGGUCUUUGUCCCCAAAGAGCUCUUUCACAGACUCAGAGGAGCUAAAGAAGCUGAGGAAAGCUGAAAGGAAGAUUGAAAACUUAGAGAAGGCACUACAACUGAAGAGCCAAGAAAAUGAUGAGCUAAGAGAUGCCCAUGAAAAACGCAAGGAAAGGCUACAGAUGUUACAGACCAACUACAGAGCAGUAAAAGAGCAAUUAAAACAGUGGGAAGAAGGCAGUGGCAUGAUGGAAAUCAGGAAAAUGAAGAGAGCAGAUCCUCAACAACUUCGGCAAGAAGACUCUGAUGCUGUAUGGAAUGAACUGGCCUAUUUCAAAAGGGAGAACCAGGAGCUAAUAAUUCAAAAGAUGAAUCUUCAAGAAGAACUGGAUAAACUUAAAGUACAUAUGUCUGUUGAUAAAGCAAAAAUACAAGAAUUGAAUACAUUUAUGGCAGAGAGAAGAGAAGAACAACUCUUAAGAUAUGGUGAAGAUGACGGGGUCAAGAAGAGUACUCCAGAGAGGAAUUGGAAAGAAAUGUCGGAGCAGACAUUGCAGAAGGUCAUUGAAUUGGAAAAUCGGCUAAAAUCUUUUGAGAAAAGGUCGAGAAAAUUAAAGGAAGGAAAUAAAAAAUUAAUAAAAGAAAAUGAUUUCCUGAAAUCCUUGGUUAAACAGCAGCAAGAAGAUGCAAAGACCAGAGAAAAAGAGCUAGAACAGUUACAAAAGGGAAGUAAAGAUAUAGAAAAAGACAAAACUGAACUUCAAGUAAGAAUCAAUGAGCUGGAGAUAGAAGUCACUUCCCUAAGGAGAAAGGUAGCAGAAGCCAGUGGGUUGAGAAAUGAAAAUGAAGAGCUGAUGAAUUCACUGGAGAAAUUACAGGGUUCAGCAAACAAAGCUAAAUCUGAGAUGGCCACCACAGAAAUAAGAUCUGGGUCUGGACAAUCCAGUUGUAAGACAACCACCACCAAGGUUAAAUUUAAAGCCGCCAAGAAAAAGUGCUCCGUGGAUCGUUACCAGACUGUUCUCAAUCACUCCAUCAAGGUUAUGAGCAAUGUGUUUGAGAACCUCAGCAAGGACGACUGGGAGGAUGUGAGUGAAAGCAGUGAUUCUGAAACACAGACCAUGCAAAAUUUGGGAACAAUUAUUGUAGAAACAUCCCAGAAAAUAAGUCCUACAGAAGAUAGAAGAGACCAGAAAGAAAGAGACCAAACAGAAGACAGCCAAAUGCAAGGAAAGGAAAUAGAACAAAUAUGUCCAAUUGGAGAUGGCAAGACCCCAAAGAAUUAUUUUCACAAGAAUGUCAAAAAACCAAGUUAUCAAAAGAGGAAUGGUAAUAUUCAAAAGAGUUCACACACAGCAGGUCCUACUAGAGCUAACAGAGAAAAGUGGAAAAAUAUAACUGCCCAGAAAUCAAAUAGCAAUAUUAUUUUGUUACGAGAACGGAUUGUAUCCUUGCAACAACAAAACAGUGCACUUUUGAAUGCCAAAAAAGCAGCAGAACUGUCUGUGAAAGAAUACAAAGAAGUCAAUGAAAAGCUCCUUCACCAGCAGCAAGUGUCUGAUCAACGAUUUCAGACAAGCAGACAGACAAUAAAGAAGCUAAACUUGGAUUUGGCUGGGCUUCGGAAAGAAAAAGAAGAUUUACUAAAGAAAUUGGAGUCCUCAUCUGAAAUUACAAGUUUGGCAGAAGAAGUUGCCCAUGUAACAGUUCCACGGAUACAAGUUACAUCACUUGGCCCUUCAAGGAGCGUGGAUUUGGAAAUGAAGCAAUUGCAGUGUAAACUCAAGAAUGCAACUAAUGAACUCACUAAACAAUCAUCAAACUUGAAGUCUCUGAAAUUUGAACUCCUAGCAAAAGAAGAACACAUAAAGGAAAUGCAUGAAAAGAUGUCUCGGAUGGAGAGAGAUAUAACAAUGAAAAGACAUUUGAUAGAGGACUUGAAAUUUCGACAGAAAGUAAAUUUGGAAAGUAAUGAGGGUAUUAAUGAAAUGCUAGAAAAUCUUGAAAAAAAGGUGAAGACAUUAACUGAAGAGUGUUCCAACAAGAAGGUAUCAAUUGAUUCACUAAAGCAAAGACUUAGUGUUGCUGUGAAAGAGAAGUCACAGUAUGAACAGAUGUAUCAGAGAACUAAAGAGGAGCUAGAAAAAAAGGAUCUCAGGCUUACUUUCCUCGUAUCAAAAAUAAAUGAGACUGAAUCUGCAAUGGCAGAAAUUGAAACAGCAGCAUCGAAGCAUCUUCAGAGAUUUGCAAUGCAAAGUGAGCAGGCCCUAGAAGCUGCACAGAAGAAACUGCUGUUAGCCAAUGAGAAAGUGGAAGAGUUCACCAUAUUUGUGAAGGCUUUGGUCAGAGAGUUACAAAAUGAUGUCCAUUCGAUAAGGCGACAAAUCAGAGAGCUUAAAAAGAUGCAGAAAAACAAGAAUGCUUGUAAAACCUCAACCCAUAAAGCCCAGACCUUGGCAGCUUCUAUACUGAACAUUUCACAGUCAGACCUAGAGGAAAUAAUGGACACAGAAGAUGAAGCGGAAAUCGAAAGGACAAAGAUCGAUGCUGAAAAUGACAAGGAAUGGCUGUUGUACAUUCAGAAACUUCUUGAAGGACAGCUUCCUUUUGCCACAUAUUUACUAGAAGCAAUACUGGAGAAAAUAAAUGAAAAAAAGAGACUAGUUGAAGGGUAUUUUGCAAUUGUGAAAGACAUUAGAUGACAUUGUCAUUGAGAACUUUUUUUCAAAUGUGAAAACUUUGUGUGAUAUGAUGGGAAAACAUGCAUUGCAAUCCUGAUACAGUAUCUGCUCCAACUAUCAAUAGUCGGGUUCAAUACCAAAAUAAGAAGUCUCUGAAACAAAUUAAUUGCUGAACAAGUGAAACUAAUUAAGUGCAUAGCCAUUUAAAAGGAAAUAGUGUAGCAUUUGAUUGUUGAAUACAAAUAUUGCCACAAAUCAAUGCAAACUUGAAAAUGAUUUUCCAUCCAGUACAUUAGAAGGAAUUAGAACAGGCUUGGUGCACGUAAAUUGAUCUGAAUAUUUAAAAAAAGUAUAAACUGAGGAUUUAAUGUUUUAAGUUUUAUAAAGAAACUAUAUUUUUUACAUAAAACUGCUAUAAGUGGCCUUAAAUCACCCAGUAAGCAACAUGUUUGUAUUGUAAGCAAACAUAAAAUGAGACAUUAUAACUAAAGGAUGAACAUUUAAUGAAUAAAUGGUGUGGUCCAGUUGCAUCUGUUCUCAAUCUACUGGAGUAUAUGGCAGAUACUGUAUUUUCCUGGAACAAUUUGGCAAAAAUAAAAACAUGUUCUCCUCCGCUAUCUCUUUUUUAAAAUUCACAACACUUUGUGUGGCCAUAUAAAUUAGCAAGGGACCACAAACCUAGUGAAUCAAAUAGGCUAGUCCUCGAAGUCAGCUAACUAAAGUUAAAUUCUAAAGGAUAAUCACCCAUAUUUAGAUUCUCGAACAGUCCCACCCCAUCUCCCCUCUUUACUAUGUUCCUGCCAACCACACCUGAUUUUUUGGUGCCUCCAGUUCACCAAACUUGUGCCUGCCUCCAGCCUUUGCCUUUGCUAUUCUCUUUCUAGAAUACUCCAUAUUCAACUUUUCUCAUGCUUGGCUCCUGCUUAUCAUUCAGGUUUGCCUUACAUAUUUCCUCAGAGAGGUGUUCUCUGGCCAUCUUGCUAUUUAAUUUCCUUUAUAACACAAAAUUAUCUAUUUUACCUGUUUAUUUACUUUCUUGCUAUGCCCCUCCCCUGCUUUGAAUAUAGGUCCCAUGAGGUUAAGGCGGGAGUUGGCAAAUUAUGGCCCAUAGGCCAAAUCUAGCCUGCCACCUGUUUUUGUGUGGCCUACAAUAAGCCAAGAACAAUUUGUACAUUAUCAAAUGUUUUUUUAAAAAAAUCAAAAGGAAAAUAAUAUUUUGUGGCAUAUGAAAGUUACAUGAAAUUCAAAUUUUAGUGUCUGUCAAUAAAGUUCUAUUGGAACUCA
Molecule: messenger RNA, 5558 nt
Organism: Sus scrofa (pig)
Lineage: Eukaryota; Metazoa; Chordata; Mammalia; Artiodactyla; Suidae
Gene: CNTLN
Product: centlein
Biological process (GO): centriole-centriole cohesion; protein localization to organelle
Cellular component (GO): centriole; centrosome
Source: RefSeq, a predicted model, not a curated record